This is a messenger RNA of Melopsittacus undulatus (budgerigar), 5451 nucleotides long. RefSeq names its product maestro heat-like repeat-containing protein family member 6. Gene Ontology annotation, molecular function: protein binding. Gene Ontology annotation, cellular component: cytoplasm. The record is from RefSeq and is a predicted model, not a curated record. NCBI's taxonomy places the organism in Eukaryota, Metazoa, Chordata, Aves, Psittaciformes, Psittaculidae. The transcript is spliced from 20 exons. Bases 2339 to 5293 code for a protein of 984 amino acids.
UGAUUUAAACCACGACAGUCAACAUAAUGUUUGAAAGAAAAUUUUUAUUAAAUUUUCUACUGAAAUCACUUUUCUAUCCACCUAAGAUAUACUGAGUGUUUGUUACAUACUGUGCACCUGCAAUUGGUAGCCACAGUUCAUAGUUAUUGUAUCUUGGGCCUGGGACAAAGUGCCCCUCUUAAAACAAACAGGAACAACCAAUCUUUGUUGUGUUUGAAGGAUCCAAGGAGAAUGUCCAGGAUUGGUGGCACCAAAGGCUGAGUUAUUUUGACAGCCUGGCCAGGUCAGCAGGUCCUUUGCAACCCUAGCUGUUCUAUGGUUCUAGAUUUACUAAACAACGACUGAAAAUACAUGCAGGAACUUAAUCAGUGUUUUCCUGUCUGGCAUCUGUGUUCAUCAGAACACUCCUGUUCAUCAAGAGCUGUUAACAGUCAGGUGCUGAACUGAAGAUGACACCUUAUCUAGAAGAGGCAUCUCCAGGCCAGUAAAAUGCAUUUUGGCUUGCCCAAAAGGGGUGGCCCUGUUCUCUCUUCCCGAAAUGUAGCUUUUCCCUUUUUCUCACUGGGGAGAAAAUUGAACCUUAUCCCCAGAAAUGCAAAUCUUUCUUUUUAUUUGGGAAAGACUUAGUCUGUCUGGGAAGACUGCAAAGCAGAGACAAUUUACAGAAAUAACAUGUUCCACCAGCGUCUAUAUGCAGGCACGGAGCCAUCUUGUGUGUGGCGGCAAGCCCGGGGGCCAUGUUGCGUGUGGCGGCAAGCCCGGGGGCCAUCUUGUACGUGGCGGCGCCCAGCGGCUCCGCCCCUGCGCCAGUCUCUAGCGGCGUUCGGAUUUUCUUGCCUAGAGGGCCUACUGCUGAGCGUGUGGCUGGAGCCGAGAACAGCUCUUUAUCUAAUGUCUUCCGAAAAAGUAUACUUUUCUACUCGAUACUAUGUGCCUGGGCUAGGCUGGGUGUGGUUAUGUCUGAAGAAGGAGCUUUCUCUCAAAGGGAGAACAACGUGCUCCAGCUGGGAGUGAAGCAGAGAGCUAGAUCUGACUUGGAAUGUUGCUUUGGCUGUUUUGUUUUCUCCUUUAUUCCAGCUUAUAGCUGGAAAGUUGGGAUUUUUUUUGUGGGUUUUUUUCUUUUUCUAUUUUUUUUUGUGGCGCCACUCUGUUGUGCAAAGUGUUCUGUUUUCAUGCCCAAAGGUAAAAGGGAUGCCAGUAGUUGAAAACAAGUGGUGUGUAGACACAAGGUGUAGGGGGUAGACACAAAAGUGUAGGGGGUGAUGCAUGCUACUGGACCUGUUCUGUGGCAUUGCUGUUGUUGCAGAGUUGAAGCAUUGGUUUAGGAUGUGGAAAGCCUGAGUCCAUUUCCCCUUCAAGGGUUUCCACAGUUGCAGUUUUAGAGACCCUGGCAUCUCUGAGAAAAGCCAGUUCUUAGUGCACAAGCAUUUUCCUUGACACCUUGUGAAAUCUUUGCUUCCAAAGACUUGUAUGUACCUUUUUGUGGGAGGUGGCCUACUCACAGGAUCAUGUGGUAUCUUGGGUGGGAACUGACUUCUAGAGGCUUCUGCUUGAACCUCGUGCUCAAAGCAGCAUCAGACCAAGGUUCUUGGGGCUUUGUCCAGUCACAUCUUCCUGGCAUGAGACAGCACUGUCUCUCUGGGCAACCUGUGCAUCUCUUUGCUGUCCUUAUGAGGGAAAAGGCUUUUCCUUAUUUCCAGUCUGAAUGUCUCUCGAAGCCUCUUGUCUGUCAUUAUCCCACCAUCCACUGCUGUGAAGAAACUGUCUCUGUCUUCAUGUCCUCCUGUAGGUAGUGGAGGGUUGCUGUGAGGUCUGCCCUGAAGCUUUCUCCUCUACAGGCUGAAUGAAUGGCUUUCCCUCAGUCUCCUCUGAGGAGCUGGAUGAUCUGAAGUUCCUUUCCAGCCUGAACCAUUCAGUGAAAUUCUAGCUGUUAAUGAAAAGAAGAAAUAAGGUGGAAGAAAAUGUGGUUUCUUGGUUACUUGAGUUGAGGGCCACAGCCAGGCGGGGCAACACAUGGUGCUCCGCCCUGCAGCACAUAGGUCACAAUGCAGGCCAAGAUACAUUCCCUCCCUGGCCUGGGUGCUGCGUAACAGUGGGGCCCUCAGGGCAAGUAGUGUGCCCAGUCCCACAGGAACCAGGACUCUGAGGAGAGAAGAGCCAAGCAGCUUGUGCAGGAGCCCCUGCUGGGGCAGCUGGCGGUGACCAUCAGUGGUCAGAAAGACCCAGGCAAUGCCCAUGGAGGAAUCUCAGAGUGUCACCAUCGAUUACAUAAGUAGGUAUCAACAGGACCCCAGAGAAUGGCCUUGGGGCACAGAACAGGGCAAGGAGAAGCAGGUGCAUGGGCAGGAGGCAGCGGGGCUGCAGGGCUGGCACCUUUCUCACCCUGCUCCUGGCAGCAUCUUGGAGGAGAUGGACAGGGCAUCAGCACCCUGGCCCAGGGUGUGCUGUGGGCACAGCAGCCGGGGCAGGGCUGGAGAGAGGACCCCAUCUCUUCCCUCUACCUCCUACCCCUGCCUACAACUCUCCCCAUUCUUGCUCUUCAUCAGGUGUAGCUGCUGCUGCCUCUAGCAUCCAGUUGCAGGAUGAGGAAAAGGAGGCCCACGACUACAUCAUGGACUUUGUCAAAAGCACCAGAAGGGAUCAGGACUCAAAGAUGAAGUUUCUGGCCUCCAUCGACAUGCUCUGCAGAGCCUCAGUGCAAGGAAGGUACCAGAGCCCAACAUCCCAUGAGCUGCUGAGUAAACUGGAGGCACUAAUGCAAAACGAGACCUUCGACAGCAUGGACACCAUGAUGUGGCAGCAAGCCCUGCUUGCCAUCGCUGCACUGAGCAAAUACAGGGAAAGUGUGCUGUAUAACCACCUCUGCAAAUACAUAGGUGACACCUUCAGUUUUGUUGCAAGCGAGACGAUCAGCCAGUGUACUCCAUUCUACGACCAGAUCCUGAAAACCCUUGACAGUGUGCUGGAGGCGCUGAUACAUGGUGCUUCACAGAAAUCCUGCAUCUUCAUAACAGAGAAAAUACUGCAGGUUCUGCUGCCCAUCACGGCAUCUGAGGACGUGGCUAAGCGCCGAAAGGCUGUAGGGUGGAUUGUACGCCUCACCUACUUUUUAUCGUCCUCUUCAAUGCUGGAGCACUUCAAUGCAGAAUACGGCAUGCGGCGCUUCUCCAGAAACAAGCCUCUGGAUUUCCUAGGGCACGCAGUGGGGUACCUUGCCCUGUCCUGUGCUGAGGAGGACCAGGAGAUCAGCUGCGGGGCUUUCCAGGCACUGUGUAACUUCAAGAGGUUCCUUCUGGUGCGACAGAGCUACUGUGCGAAACGUGAGGAUACAGAGAUGCCUCUGGAGCGGGAAGUUGUUAACAGCUUGUGGCCUAUGGAGCUCAAUGAUGAAAUGGCGGAACCUGGGAACUUCUUACUCCCUUCCGAGAGGUACAACGUAGUCCUCACAGUUUUGAGCAACAUGACACAAGAAAGAGUCUCUAACACCCAGGUGAUUGCCAACACGCUGAAGACAGCCUUGAUGUGCUUGAAGCUGACCAAGGUGGAUGACUACAUGCAGAUCAUCUAUAGGCAGCUGAUGCUUGUUACCAGAAGGUCGCUGUGGGACAUCCUGAUGCAGACCCUGCUCCAAAUGGCCCAGCUGCACUCUUGGGAUGUGACCACUAGCCUGCUGUCGAUUUCCAUCACUGGUGACAUAGACAUGGCCCUUCAGCUUCAGGCGAAUCCUAGGACCUCUGAGAACUGCCAAGACAAAACUUGUUAUGGCCAAGAUGGCCCCACUGAUUCUGAUCUGUGGCAUCGCACCACUACCGGGGCCAUGUGGAACGCGCUGGCAUGUGAGCCCAGCAUUUCGGGCAGAAUACUGAAGUCGCUGGUACUGAUCCAGCACACAAGCAUGUUGCAGAGCAACUUCAGGACAAACUGCAACUGCCACGUAUUGCUGACUAUAACUAAUGUCAUGCGCAUGGCCUUCCUGGUGCCUUCCAACCAAAGCAACAUAAGGAAACAUUUGGAGGAGCUCUUCAUGGCACUGGUCUUGCAGAUCUCCUUCACCACCAAGAGCCCACAGGAGGGCUGCUGCUGCUCUAAGAUUUUGAAUAAGGAGGCUGAGGAUCGUGUAGUCAACCGUCGCAGGUGCGUGGUGAGGACCAUGCAAGCUUUCUUCCAUUUUCUGGGUGGUGACUCCCUGGUUGAAGACAUCAAAGGGGAGGGUGCUUGGGACAUGCUCAUGAGCCCCUACGACUACCCCAGUGGCAUCAGGGUCCUGAGUAGAGUGCUGAAGCAUAAAGAACGGGCCAGCUGCACCUCCAUAUGUGAAGAGGCGGUUGGAAUCAUACGAUCACAUGAGGACAUCUGUGCCAUUAUUGUCUGCAUUGAGCUCCUGGACUGCACCAGGCUGAAGAUUGACGAUAGCCUCAUCCUGUAUGUCCUCCACAUGCGGCUGCGUAGCGAGAGUUCAGUGCUGCGCAAGGUAGCGAUCACAAGCCUCGCCACGCUGUCUGAGAAACCUAAGCAGGCAAAGGCUAUGUCUCUGCAAGGCCUGCUGCCAGCCGUUAUGCAGCAACUGCAGGAUGAUGACUGCGACGUCAUGAAGGCCGCCCUGACUGUCCUCAGCAACAUCCUCUGCGUGGUAGACAGGCAGACGGCUGGCCCCAUUGCUCUGCAGCUGCUCAACAUGCUCCUGCCACUCUUUGAAAAUGCGAGCAGCUGCGUGCGAAAGCAGUCCAUCCUCCUCAGCAGAGAUGUGAUGAGGGUUUCAUUCAGGUCUCACAAAAAGCAGAUGAGGAAGGAUGUGCACAGAAGCCUCCUGCCCUUGUUCUUCCACCUGCAUGACAGUGACUCAAGUGUGGCUCAGGCCUCCAAGGAAGCUGUCGUUGAAGCUGCCAAGUUCCUGAGGUGGCAGCAGCUCCAGAAGCUGUUGCAGACAGAGCAGAUAUGGGGGGCUGCCAAGUGCAUGCUGAAGAGAAGCAGAAGGAGGUUGGAGGAGUACCUGCAUCAGAGCCUGCUGUAUCAGCAGAGCCCACAGGAGCCCUUGCGCGAGGCGGCCGUCAGGUUCAUUGGGCUCGCUGGGCAGCAUCUGAAGGAUGGGCGCAAGGAGAAGAUCCUGGUCAUUAAUGAAGCCCUUCAAAACAUGGAGAAUGACAGCAGCCCCUUGGUCUCUUCCCUGGUGCUCAAAACGAAGCAGAUGCUGUAUGAUGCAUGUGAAGAGCCUUCGUCCAGGUCCUUCCUGGCGGCACUGUGGUGCUGCCUCCGGAGGGCAGAGAGAAGGAGGAUCCCUAACCAGCUGGUCUGAUCCAGGGCACUGAAGUGGAAGAGCUUCCUAUGAGAUUCUUCCUCCAAGUGCAGGGAAACAGCAAUAGAUUGUUUUCUGUUGACAUUUUUUAUUAUGUCAACAUAAUGUUUGAAAGAAAAUUUUUAUUAAAUUUUCUACUGAAAUCACUUUUCUAUCCA